CCCAAGAUGCAGCCACCGGUGCCCGGGCCCCUGGCCCUGCUGGACAACACAGAAGGGUUUGCCAGAAGAAAGACCUCACUUUGGUUUGUGGGGUCGCUGCUGGUGGCGUCCGUCUGUAUCCUGACCAUCGGCCUCGCUGCCACCACCAGGACAGAGAACGUGACCGUGGGGGGCUACUACCCAGGGGUCAUUCUGGGCUUUGGAGCUUUCUUGGGGAUUAUCGGCAUCAACCUGGUGGAGAACCGGAGGCAGAUGCUGGUUGCGGCCAUCGUGUUCAUCAGCUUUGGCGUGGUGGCGGCCUUCUGUUGCGCCAUCGUGGACGGCGUGUUUGCUGCUCGGCACAUAGAGCCCAGGCCGCUGGCUGCGGGAAGAUGCCAGUUUUUCGCCAGUGAGGUGGGUUAUGUGCACGACGCCUACCAGACAGAGGUCACCUGUCACUCCUUUAACGGCCAGUGCCCGCUGAAGGUGAAAAGCAGCACCUGUUACUGCUGUGACCUCUACAAUUGUCAGAGCGCUGAACCUUCUCCCACCUACUACGAGUUCGUGGGCGUGAGCAGCUGUCAGGACGUGCUUCACCUGUACCGGCUACUCUGGGCCUCAGCGGUGCUGAACGUCCUGGGUGUGUUCCUGGGCAUCCUCACGGCAGCUGUCCUGGGGGCCUUCAAGGACAUGGUCCCUCUGUCCCAGCUGGCCUACAGCCUCUCCGCUGCACCCCAGAUCCUCUGCAACCCUGCCCAGCAGGUCCUGGCCUACACGGGCUUCUGCCCGCCAUCCGCACCCCUCCCCACCUGCUCAUCCUACCCUCUGCCUCUGCAGCGCUGUGGCCAUCUCCCAGCCUCGACUCCCAGGGACCCUCCUCUGUCUGAGGAUUUGCAGCCUCCCAACGACCCCCCUCUCUGUGCUCCAGCCCACUUCCUUCCAGGAGAGAAGCCUCCCCCCUACACUCCCUGACACACAGGGGGUAGAUUGAAAAAUAGGUUUUUGGUUAAAAAAGCAGCCGCUACAAACCCUGCUUCUGUGGCCAACCUCCUAGAGACGUCAGGGGAAUGUUCCAGAAAUCCACACCCUCUCUCCCCUCCUGGGCGAAUCCAUGGGCAGAGAGGCCAGGACCAGUGAUGGGGACGGAACCCCAGGUGACUGAGACCCCCCAGGCUGCACCUCUGCUCGGCCACCCAGCCCAGAGUGUAAGCUGGACACUAGACAGAUCCAGCGUGUCCACCUGGAGCCCCCUUGCUCUGGUCCUCUGUCAUCGCUCACUAAAAAGCUGCUUCCUCACUGUCCUCUUAAUGAGUUAGUUAUUAUUUUGCAAAGGGAAUAC
This is a messenger RNA of Prionailurus viverrinus (fishing cat), 1318 nucleotides long. RefSeq names its product transmembrane protein 255B (gene TMEM255B). NCBI's taxonomy places the organism in Eukaryota, Metazoa, Chordata, Mammalia, Carnivora, Felidae. The record is from RefSeq and is a predicted model, not a curated record. The transcript is spliced from 9 exons. Bases 7 to 951 code for a protein of 314 amino acids.